Messenger RNA from Myiozetetes cayanensis, 960 nucleotides. RefSeq names its product collagen alpha-1(I) chain-like. The transcript is spliced from 3 exons. Bases 1 to 765 code for a protein of 254 amino acids. The record is from RefSeq and is a predicted model, not a curated record. Lineage: Eukaryota; Metazoa; Chordata; Aves; Passeriformes; Tyrannidae.
AUGGGUGAGCGCGGCGCGCGGCGAAGCGGGCCCCGGCCGGCGGGACGUGGCGCCGCGGCCAAUGGGAGCGCAGGUUUGGUUGGCCAGGCGCGGGGAGGGGAGGACGCUUGGACGAGCGUUCCCAGAGCGGGGCGGGGCCGCUGGGCAUUGUGGGAAGGUGGCGGACCGGGGGCCCUAUGGUGGGGCGGGCAGGGCUGGGGCGCUCCCUUGACUGGGCCUGGCCGACCGCGGAGCAGCUGCCACCCCCCGCCCUCCACGGGCUCGUGGCCGGACCCCACCGGGCCUGUAGGGCCUUGGCGGCCGGUGGUGCGACGGCGUAGGGCGGGCCCGGGCCCCGGACGAUGCGGCUCGUCUCGCACCGCGCGGGGCACUCGCGGGUGCCUGAGGCUGGGCAGGCCCGACCCUGAGUGGGAAGGACCGGUCUCAGCCAUAGGCCCGGGGAUCCCGCCAGCCUGGCCACCCACGGCUGCGGCAGCCCUCGGUGCAAAGGAGGAGAACGCCGAGGCCCUGCGGUGCCAGCCCUGCGCUCCCAAGCUCUGGCUGCUGCUGUUCCCUGACCACGAACCACUAGAGCCUGACGGGGACAGAACCUGUCAUCUGAACUCUGUGCUUCUGCUGGUAUUUUGGAGUUCUUACCAACACCCGCCACCACCCAUUCUGUCUGCAUUCCUGUUCCCACAACUUCUGGGCUGGGCUUACCUUCCCACAUCUACUCUGCCAAUGGGUGCCCCACAGCCGAAAGGACUGUUACUCCCUCAUCACUGAUCUCUGGCUAAGGAGGUGUCGUCAUUUUGCUUUGGCAAAAUUAUUCUACUGACAGAAGUGCUCAGGACACCCAGAAUCAAGGUCACAGUGGGCUGCUCUGUGAAACCUUGUGCCUUUUGGAACUCCAUCUAUGGACAGUGCUUAAGGAGGCAGGGAGACUGAAAUUCCUAUAAGCCCUGCAACACUGCUCUGACA